Messenger RNA from Fomitiporia mediterranea MF3/22, 923 nucleotides. RefSeq names its product N-terminal nucleophile aminohydrolase. Gene Ontology annotation, biological process: ubiquitin-dependent protein catabolic process. The record is from RefSeq and is a predicted model, not a curated record. NCBI's taxonomy places the organism in Eukaryota, Fungi, Basidiomycota, Agaricomycetes, Hymenochaetales, Hymenochaetaceae. The transcript has 9 exons. Gene Ontology annotation, cellular component: proteasome core complex, alpha-subunit complex; proteasome core complex; nucleus. Bases 11 to 820 code for a protein of 269 amino acids.
CUACUGGAACAUGUCUGGCUCAUACGAUCGCGCACUCACCGUCUUCUCGCCUGAUGGGCAUCUAUUCCAGGUAGAAUAUGCUCUCGAAGCCGUCAGGAAGGGUACAUGCGCAGUCGGUGUACGCGGCAAGAACGUCGUGGUAUUGGGUGUCGAGAAGAAAUCCGUUCUGCAGCUGCAAGAUCCUCGAACUGUUCGUAAGGUUGUUAUGCUCGACGAUCACGUUUGUCUAGGUUACGCUGGCCUCACGGCGGACGGACGCGUCUUGAUUGACAAGGCGCGCGUCGAGUGCCAGAGCCAUCGUCUGACUGUCGAAGAUCCAGUCACCGUGGAGUACAUUACCCGAUACAUCGCGGGUAUUCAACAGCGCUAUACGCAAUCCGGAGGCGUACGGCCAUUCGGUAUUUCCACCCUUAUUAUUGGCUUCGAUCCCCAUGACUCGAGGCCGCGCCUCUACAUGACAGAGCCGAGUGGAAUUUACAGUGCUUGGAAAGCGAAUGCUAUCGGUAGAUCAUCCAAAACAGUACGAGAGUUCCUCGAGAAGAACCACAGAGAUGACAUGACGCGGGACGAGUCCAUCAAGCUCACUGUAAAGAGUCUCUUGGAAGUUGUACAGACUGGCGCGAAGAACAUCGAGAUCAGCGUCAUGGAUGGCUACGGAAACGUCUCGAACUUGGAUCUUGCCCAGAUUGAGAGCAUUGUCUCUGAGAUUGAACGUGAAAAAGAAGCAGAGGCGGAGCGGAAGCGGACAAGAUUGGCAGCUACGGCUGCUGGGCAAGCGGCAAUGGGCUCACGAGCAGACGUGCCACCGUCGGAUGCAUAGAUGUGCUUAUUAUUGUACCGAUCUUUGUCAUUUGCAAUGGAAAAUAUUUUCUGUAGCAGUUCAUUGUCGAGGUAGCUCUUGAUUAGCAGGCGAUAAAUUGCAA